Molecule: messenger RNA, 645 nt
Organism: Ascochyta rabiei
Lineage: Eukaryota; Fungi; Ascomycota; Dothideomycetes; Pleosporales; Didymellaceae
Exons: 2
Coding region: 1-645 (214 amino acids)
Molecular function (GO): acyltransferase activity, transferring groups other than amino-acyl groups
Source: RefSeq, a predicted model, not a curated record
AUGGUCCUUGAGCUCCAUCCUUGCACUGAAUCCGACCUUCCAGAGUUCGUUCGAAUUCAGAUUGCCGCCUUCGGCACCGGCGGCGGCAUGACAGCGUUCAUGGUCGAACACCCACCCUCAGAAACAUACAUCAACAAGGCCGUCGACAAGCACAUCAGGUCAUUUCGCGAGGAGAAGGACGUUACUUAUCUCAAGGUCAUCGACACUGAGCUUGACGGGCAGAUGAUUGCAGGCGCCAAAUGGCGCAUCAACCAGAAGGAACGCAAAGAAGAAGAAAUUCAGUCCCAGCUACCAGUGCCUGGAGCGGAUGAGGAGGGCAAGCACGCGAUGAUCGACUUUAUCUGGUAUCUGAACAGAGUGAGGAGGGAGUUCAUGGGAACCAAGCCGUUCUAUUUCCUGCAUAUCCUCAUUACAGAUCCAGCACACCACCGCCGUGGUGCCGGGGCGCAACUCGUCAAGUGGGGCACCUCUCAGGCAGAUGCCGCCCAACUACCCUGUUUCUUGGAAUCUUCGGUCAUGGGCCGGCCGUUGUAUGCCAGAUGCGGGUUCACACCAAGGCACGAAGAAGUGUUCGACCUGCAGAAGUAUGGAGGUGAAGGCAAAGACACAAACACGGUGAUGAUCAGAGAUCCGGUUCGUUCGUAG